This is a messenger RNA of Peronospora matthiolae, 1377 nucleotides long. The record is from the annotation of a GenBank genome assembly. NCBI's taxonomy places the organism in Eukaryota, Oomycota, Peronosporomycetes, Peronosporales, Peronosporaceae.
AUGUUCACGCUCGUCUCGACUCCGCUCGCCCGCGCCGUCCUUUCCUCUGCAUCCCAUGACCAGCGCCACCUUCUCCGCCUCCGUCCUCAUGCGAUUCGCGCUUUUUCCACUCAAUCAACGGCUGAAGUAGCAGCAAUUACGAGUCUCAAAGCAGCGACGCCUGAAGUCGCACCGGACGGGGUCUUAUUGACCAAUCACAUGACGCUACGUGACCGCUUGACAAUUUAUGGCCAAUUAGGCAAAGCACGGCUGAGUGCGCUCGUGGUUAUGACUACCGGUGCAGGCUUCCUCAUGGCGGGUGGACCUAUCUCCUGGUGUACCUUUGCAGCUGCUACUGUCGGCACGUCUCUCGCUGCAGUCUCGGCCAAUACAUUUAAUCAGUGCUGGGAGGUGGAGCUGGAUGCCAAGAUGCAGCGCACCCAUCGCCGACCACUUCCAUCUGGACGGAUCUCUCAGGCUCAUGCACUUACUUUUGGUGCUGCAACAGCCACGACCAGUGCCGUUGUCCUUGCAGCUGGAUGCAGUCCGCUGGUAGCUUCACUUGGCGUGCUGAAUAUUGGCCUGUACUCGCUCGUGUACACGCCCAUGAAGAUGAAGAGCGAGUGGAACACGUGGGUGGGUUCAGUUGUGGGUGCCAUUCCACCGGUCAUGGGCUGGGCAGCAGCUACUGGCACUGUCUUGGCACCGGAAGCUGUGCUCCACGCAUGCUUAAUGUACUGCUGGCAGAUGCCGCACUUUUUUGCCCUGAGCUGGCGCUCGCGCAAGGAUUAUGAACGUGGUGGCUACAAGAUGGUAGCGUGCAAUGAUCCCACGGGCUCACGAAGUGCUGCGUUGGCACUGAAGUAUUCGUACUACAUGAGUGGUAUUCCAAUUGCAGCCGCACUGACAGGCGCUACGAGCUACAUGUUUGCAGUCGAGGGCACUGUGGUGAAUGCGUACACCAUCUACUUGGCCCACAAGUUUUACGCAAAACCUUCGAAUGCUUCGGCACAGAAGGUGUUCUUGGCUUCGUUGUGGUACUUGCCCGUCCUUUUGGGGUGCAUGGUGCUGCACAGCCAGCACUGGAUGGAGGAUGAGGAGAUUGAAAGCAAAAAGAAAGCUAACGUAUGGCGAGAGGCAUUUCUGGGUGAGGUGGAAAAUUUCCAGCCGCAAGAAUUGUCAGCACAUGUCGACGAGAAUUUGAUGUCUGCGUGGUUGGUCUUGAAGGUGCGCGCCGUUCGCCGGAGCCUUCGGGAUUUUUGUAUCCACGAGAACCUGUGGGGAGUGAAGGACGGCCAGCACCAGGCUGACGAGUCCAACGUGCUUUGUCCUGUGCACGUUGGCCACAAGGCUAAAGAGACUGUGGCGAUUACAGCACAAGCUUCGGGGAGGGACUGA